CCCCAUUUAUCGCUCCGAGUCUCUAUUCCUUCUCUCCCAUUCUCCUUUCUCCGUCGCUCCCCGGCUGCCUGAGCCGUGGAGUUUGUAGAAAUUCCGCUCCCGACUUGCCUAUAUUUUAUGUCAAAUCGUUGAACCGCAGAGCACGACCAGUCAUGAAGAGACGAAGGCCCAAGUUACCAGUCUCUGUUCCCAAACAGCAACCUCCUUCAACCCCUGCAACCCCACGCACCAUCCUCAAAAUCUUCCCAUCUAAGAAAUCCAUUCCCACUUCCAUUUCAUCUGAAAAACCAAGAAAAAUCCUAAAACACCUUAAUGCGACAAUACCCACAAACCAGACCUCACCGGACUCCAAAACCCUUAAAUGGGUACCCCUCAAUCUUAGCAAAUCCGAGCUCUGCUUGCCCCUCACAUUUCCCACAGGCCAAACCUUCAGGUGGAAACAAACCGGUCCAGUUCAAUACACAGGUGUUGUGAAGUCCCAUCUGGUGUCCCUUAAGCAGCUUGAAGAUGGAGACGUCGCAUAUUCUCUUCAUCAUACAACCAAUGAGGCUAGUGGUAGAUUGGCUUUGUUGGAUUUCCUCAAUGUGGAUAUUUCUCUGAGUGAUAUGUGGGAGGACUUCUCGGCCUCAGACCCGAGGUUUGCGGAGUUGGCAAAGCAUUUAGGCGGUGCCCGCGUCCUUAGGCAAGACCCGCUUGAGUGCCUCAUUCAGUUUCUGUGUUCAUCCAACAACAACAUUCCAAGAAUUACUGGCAUGGUGGACUAUGUUUCGUCGCUGGGGAGUUACUUGGGUACAGUUGAAGGUUUUCAAUUCCACGAAUUCCCAUCUCUGGAGCGCUUGUCGCUGGUUUCAGAGAACGAGCUUAGAGAGGCAGGUUUUGGUUACAGGGCCAAGUACAUAACUGGCACGGUAAAUGCCUUGCAAUCGAAACCUUGUGGAGGAGUAGAGUGGCUUGCUUCUCUUCGUUUAUCGGAUCUUCAAGAGGCAAUUGAUGCUCUCUCUACUUUACCUGGUGUCGGUCCCAAGGUGGCAGCUUGCAUUGCUCUCUUUUCUUUGGAUCAACAUCAUGCCAUUCCUGUUGAUACCCAUGUGUGGCAGAUUGCUACUAGAUACCUUAUCCCUGAGCUUGCAGGUGCUCGUUUAACGCCAAAGCUCUGCAGUCGUGUGGCAGAUGCAUUUGUCAGAAAAUAUGGAAAGUAUGCUGGUUGGGCCCAGACUCUACUUUUCAUUUCUGAAUUGCCUUCACAAAAGGUUUUACAAGCAUCAAAUUCACGGCCUGCUGAUGGAAAAAACUCUGCCAAGAAGAAGGAUGGCACAAUAAGUGCUUAAGGAGCUCACAAAACUGUGGCUGGUGUUUCCACAUCUUCAUUGUAAUUCCAAUCUCAGUCUUCUUGCAUUGCGACAGUCAUUGAAUUUAUUCACACGCGAAGUUCGGGCAAAUUUUGUUGGUUAGGCCUUUAUCUUUCCCUACUUUGCCAAUUUCUUGUCUGAUUAUUCUGUGUUCAGGAUUAGAUAUGUACAUUCAAUGUGUGCUUUCAUCAAUAAUCUAAUAAUUUCAGAACCCAUACAUGGCAAUUAUUAAUAUAUUGGGCAGGAUUAUUCCGAUUGGUGUAUGAA
Messenger RNA from Malania oleifera, 1616 nucleotides. RefSeq names its product N-glycosylase/DNA lyase OGG1. The record is from RefSeq and is a predicted model, not a curated record. Gene Ontology annotation, cellular component: nucleus. Gene Ontology annotation, biological process: nucleotide-excision repair; base-excision repair; base-excision repair, AP site formation. NCBI's taxonomy places the organism in Eukaryota, Viridiplantae, Streptophyta, Magnoliopsida, Santalales, Ximeniaceae. Bases 153 to 1328 code for a protein of 391 amino acids. Gene Ontology annotation, molecular function: damaged DNA binding; 8-oxo-7,8-dihydroguanine DNA N-glycosylase activity. The transcript has 4 exons.